Molecule: messenger RNA, 10269 nt
Organism: Sander lucioperca (pikeperch)
Lineage: Eukaryota; Metazoa; Chordata; Actinopteri; Perciformes; Percidae
Gene: mast2
Product: microtubule associated serine/threonine kinase 2
Exons: 31
Coding region: 1775-7651 (1958 amino acids)
Biological process (GO): intracellular signal transduction; peptidyl-serine phosphorylation
Cellular component (GO): microtubule cytoskeleton
Molecular function (GO): magnesium ion binding; protein serine/threonine kinase activity; ATP binding
Source: RefSeq, a predicted model, not a curated record
GAGGGAGAGAGGGAAGAAUGGGGGAGGAGUCACAGCAUGUGAGCAUACUGACACAUCAGAGCGAGAGCAAAGAAAGCAACAACAGAAGAGACAGAGACAUUUGACGAGUAGGAGGAGAGGAAGGAAGGGAUCUGCUCCAAAGCCACAUCUGCACUUCUCUCAGAGGGCGGACAACCUUCCUCGGUCCUCCUCUUGCAUUGUAUCCCUCAGCUGUGCCGGAUCUCCUCCUUCCUGCAGCCUUUUGGAACAACACCAAAAGAUUAAGAGACGCAGGAGAGGACGCAGAAAAGGACUCCGGAGAUGAAGAGAUGACUAGUGUGUGUGUCUGACAGGCUUGCAUGUGGAGGCGACAGUGUGUGUGUGUGUGUGUGUGUGUGUGGGAGUCACUGAGCUCCUGCCGGCUUUAACCAGAUGGAAUCUGGCCGGGCCGGUUGGCAUUGAGAUGGAUGCGAGGUGCCUCUGCGCUCAGUUGACCGCUGCUAGCAAACAAACAGCCUCUUGUUUUCUGUCUACUCUCUCUGUGCCCAGGCCAGUCCAGCGGCUAUAAGCGUGGGCAGUCUGUGUUGUUGUUUUUUUUGGAUUCCCUUUUCUCUCUCUUUUUCUUCUUGUCCCCAAACAGAAAAAGUAUUUGAGAGAUUGAGAGAACACCUGCCUUUUUUUUCUAAACUCUGUGGGCUCACUCAUAAAUCCACACACUCCUUACUGACGCCUCUGAAGCCGGCUCCCUGUGCGUGUUUUUGCAGCGAUUUCAGGACCGCUCGGCUAAGCCAGAGGGCUGCAAGCUGGUGCCUUCCCUAUUUACUGUAUGUUUGCCUCCCUUUAAUCCUCUUCUUCCUCCCUCUAUCCAUCCCCUAAGGCCCCAUUGUCAUCAUUAAUUUGUAUUGCGAGUCGCCCAUGAAUAAUGGAGGCAGUGGAGUCGCCUCUGGACUAGUGCCUUAAGUGGGAGGCGGACCGAAAAGAAGAGGACAAGAGAACACAGGGUUAGAAAACAGAGGAGAAGAGCCGAGCGCCGGAGAGUACUCUCUUUACCUCUGUGCGAGAGUGAGAAGGAGGGGUGUGUCCAGCGCCGAACGGAUGAAUGGGAGAGCAGCUGACGGAGGCCGAGCUCAGGAACAAACACGUGCUCUGACGAAGAAAGAGAGGAGAGGACGGUCCACAAUCGUUUGCAUCCAGACCGCACCUUCCUCGACAACCCGCUGGAAUCAACAAAAGAGAUAGAGGAAGGAAAAACAGAGCAGCGAUGCUCUGAUCCAGAGCCAAAACAAACAAGACUAACACUUUCCCUGACUUUAAUUGUCCUGUCUACAGUGUCUUCUUGUUUGCCUUUUUGAACAUUUGUUGGAGCAAUUCAGAGCUCGCUAGAUGGGCUAUCCCUGAAGCCUUGGGCUUUACAUUUUUGACCCACUUUAAUUAGAAACACACUCUUUUUGACACCAAUUGUCUUUUGAAGAGUGCACAGGAAUGGUCUUCAAAGAACCAAACCAGAUCCGCUCAUUAGAAGAAAAAUAACACGGCUUGUAGAGAUUUUUACAGACCUGGAAAAUGAGCAGAGGGGACCGUUUUGAAAAGAGGUCUCUCAGAUAAAGGACAACUUGCUUGGCAUCUCUGUUUUUGGAUGACAUGACCUUUUUGUUGACAGUUGUUGGACAAAGAAAGGUGGAGGUUAUAAUGUAACUCCCUCCAUGUGGACAGAUUUUCUGGAAAGUGCCUGAACUUUGUAGCUCUGUAAAAAGAAAAACCCCAAAAAGGACAAGAUAGCUAAGCUCACGGAAUCAUGGAUGACUCGAGUAUUUUGAGGCGCAGGGGACUUCAGAAGGAGCUGAGCCUUCCCAGAAGAGGCAGUUUAAUCUGGUCGCCGGCUCAGCUGCGUUGCCACGGCAACAGCAGCCUCCUCCAGCACCUGCUGUCCCCCACUUCCUUUCAUCCCUCGGUCGUUCAGCCCCCCGUUGUCCCCCUCUCCCCCCUGUCCUCCUCCUCCCCCUCCCUCUGUUCCUCCGACGGCCCUCUGUCGGCCCCCGUUCACCAGCGGGGGAACCCCUUCCUCUGGAGCUGUCGGACGAGCAACAGGAAGAGCCUUAUUGUGACAUCCAGCACCUCCCCCACCCUGCCACGACCACACUCGCCUCUGCAUGGACACACAGGUACCAGCCCACUGGACAGCCCUCGCAACUUCUCCCCGAACACAGCUGCACACUUCUCCUUUGUGCCUGCGCGCAGUCACGGACACAGGGCUGACAGGACGGAUGGCAGACGCUGGUCUCUGGCCUCGUUGCCUUCCUCUGGCUAUGGCACCAACACUCCCAGCUCCACUGUCUCGUCCUCCUGUUCAUCUCAGGAGAAGCUGCACCAGCUGCCCUUCCAGCCCACUCCAGACGAGCUGCACUUCCUCACCAAACACUUCAGCUCCGAGAGCAUCACAGACGAGGAGGGACGCCGCUCCCCCGCCAUGAGACCGCGCUCCCGCAGCCUCAGCCCCGGGCGUUCGCCUAUCUCCUUCGACCAUGAGAUCGUGAUGAUGAACCAUGUGUACAAGGAGAGGUUUCCCAAGGCGACGGCUCAAAUGGAGGAGCGUCUGGCGGAGCUGCUCAGCUCCUCGGCCCCGGAUAAGGUCUGCCCGCUGGCAGACGGGGUCCUGAGCUUCGUGCACCACCAGCUGAUAGAGCUGUCCCGAGACUGCCUGGAGAAAAGCCGAGGGGACCAGAUCACCUCGCGCUACUUCUACGAGCUCCAGGAGAACCUGGAGAAGCUGCUGCAAGACGCUCACGAGCGCUCAGAGAGCGUGGAGGUUACCUUCGUCACACAACUCGUCAGGAAGCUGAUGAUCAUCAUCGCCCGGCCGGCGCGCCUGCUGGAGUGUCUGGAGUUUGAUCCCGAGGAGUUCUACCAUUUGUUGGAAGCAGCAGAGGGCCAUGCCAAAGAGGGCCAGGGCAUCAAGAGCGACAUCCCCCGAUACAUCAUCAGCCAGCUGGGCCUCACCAGGGACCCCCUGGAGGAAAUGGCCCAGCUGAGCAGUUAUGACAGCGGAAACCCAGAAACCCCAGAGACAGAUGACUCAGUCGAUGGCCGAGGCACCACUGUCCCCGCAGCUCCUCCACAGCCUAAAACCAAAGCACCUCGAGAGGAAGACUUUGAAAACAUCAAGCUGAUCAGUAACGGAGCCUACGGCGCUGUGUUCCUGGUGCGUCACAAGGAGACCCGGCAGCGUUUCGCCAUGAAGAAGAUCAACAAGCAGAACCUUAUCCUGAGGAACCAGAUCCAGCAGGCCUUCGUGGAGCGAGACAUCCUGACGUUCGCCGAGAACCCGUUUGUCGUCUCCAUGUUCUGCUCCUUCGAGACCAGGCGACACCUCUGCAUGGUGAUGGAGUACGUGGAGGGCGGGGACUGCGCCACGCUGCUGAAGCACAUCGGAGCUCUGCCAGUCGAUAUGGCUCAGAUGUACUUUGCAGAGACCGUCCUCGCAUUAGAGUAUCUACACAAUUAUGGCAUCGUACACAGAGACCUCAAACCUGACAAUCUUCUCAUCACUUCCAUGGGACACAUUAAGCUCACAGACUUCGGUCUCUCAAAGAUCGGUUUGAUGAGUUUGACCACAAACCUUUACGAGGGACACAUAGAGAAAGACACCAGAGAGUUCCUCGAUAAACAGGUGUGCGGCACUCCAGAGUACAUCGCCCCAGAGGUGAUCCUGCGUCAGGGCUACGGGAAGCCGGUGGACUGGUGGGCCAUGGGAGUCAUCCUGUACGAGUUCCUGGUGGGCUGCGCUCCUUUCUUCGGAGACACGCCAGAGGAGCUGUUUGGUCAGGUCAUCAGUGAUGAGAUCAUCUGGCCGGAGGAGGACGAAGCUCUGCCUCAGGAGGCUCAGGACCUCAUCACCAAACUGCUGCGACAAAAUCCUCUGGAGAGACUGGGCACAGGAAGUGCCUUUGAGGUGAAGCAGCACCCUUUCUUCACAGAGCUGGACUGGAACAGCCUGCUGAGGCAAAAGGCCGAGUUCAUCCCCCAGCUGGAGUCUGAGGACGACACCAGCUACUUCGACACUCGCUCUGACCGGUACCACCAUCUGGAUUCAGAAGAAGAGGACGACACCAACGACGAUGAACACGUGGAGAUUCGACAGUUCUCCUCCUGCUCGCCUCGUUUCAGCAAGGUGUACAGCAGCAUGGAGCGUCUGUCUCUGCACGAGGAGAAGAGGACUCCUCCUCCCACCAAACGCAGCCUCAGCGAGGAGGGAGGAGAGCGCAUCGACAGCCUGAGCGGACUCAAGUCCAGAGAUCGGUCCUGGCUGGUGGGAUCUCCAGAGAUCCUGCGGAAGCGUCUGUCUGUCUCGGAGUCGUCCCACACAGAGAGCGACUCCAGCCCGCCGCUGACCGUCCGGAGACGCUGCUGUUCAGCCAUCAUUGAGAUGCCACGCUUCGCCAUCUCCUCGGAGGAAGAAGCAGGCCAAGGUGCGGCCGGAAGUCGUAAGAGUCCCAGCCUGCUGGGUCUGAGUGCAGUGCGGGGCCCGCGCUGUGACGAGCUGCCGCUCGCCAUCCCAGAGCUCCCAGUGGAGAGAGAGCUGAAGCUGGACGAGUCUCCCACCACACCCAGCUCCACCUCCAGUCAGCUGAGCAGAGCCACGCUCACACCGGGCAGUUCAGGCGACGUGUGCGAUCGCGGCCACAGAGCUAAUGGCAGUAACGGCACCGCUGCUAAAGCUGCAGCAGACAGCGACCCUCCCUCCACUCCGAGGGCCAUCAGCGACCUGGCGGCUCGCAGGGCUCGCCACCGCCUGCUGUCUGGAGACGCAGACAAGCACACGGUGGCGCCGAGCUCCAGACCGCUCAACAAGGUCAUCAAGUCAGCGUCCGCCACCACGCUGUCACUGAUGAUCCCUGCAGACCACCACGGAGCCUCGCCAUUGGCCAGCCCGAUGUCGCCCCACUCGCUGUCGUCCAACCCGUCGUCGCGGGACUCCUCCCCGAGCCGAGACCUGUCCCCGGCCGUGAACAACGUCAAGCCCGCCAUCGUGAUCCACAGAGCGGGCAAGAAGUACGGCUUCACUCUGAGGGCCAUCCGAGUGUACAUGGGAGACUCCGACAUCUACACUGUACACCACAUGGUCUGGCAUGUGGAGGACGGCGGUCCGGCCCACGACGCAGGGCUGAGGGAGGGAGACCUGAUCACCCAGGUCAACGGAGAGCUGGUUCAUGGUCUGGUUCACACCGAGGUGGUGGAGCUCAUCCUGAAGAGCGGUGGCAAAGUGUCCAUCUGUGCCGUUCCAUUUGAGAACACGUCCAUCAAGGUCGGCCCCGCCCGAAAGACGACCCACAAAUCCAAGAUGGCGAGACGCAACAAGAAGACCAAGACCAAGGAGGGACAGGACAGUAAGAAGAGGACGUCUCUGUUCAGGAAGAUCACCAAGCAGGCGUCUCUCCUCCACACCAGCCGCAGUCUGUCCUCCCUGAACCGCUCCCUGUCCUCUGGGGAGAGCGGCCCUGGCUCGCCCACACACAACAUGUCACCACGGAGCCCGACGCAGGGCUACCGGUCCACGCCAGACUCCGCCCACUCAGUUGGCGGGAACUCCUCUCAGAGCAGCUCUCCCAGCUCCAGCGUCCCAAACUCGCCGGCGAGCUCCGGCCACAUCCGGCCCAGCUCCCUGCACGGCCUCGCCCCCAAGCUCCAGCGCCAGUACCGCUCGCCCCGACGCAAGUCUGCCGGCAACAUCCCGCUCUCCCCUCUGGCCCGCACGCCUUCGCCCACCCCUCAGAGCAGCUCCCCCCAGCGCUCCCCGUCCCCUCUGUCCCACGCUCUGGGACAGUCUGCGGCGGGACAGUCCUUCCCCGUGAAGCUGCACUCCUCCCCGCCCCUGGUCAGGCAGAUAUCCAGGCCCAAGAGUGCGGAGCCCCCGCGCUCUCCGCUCCUCAAGAGGGUGCAGUCGGCCGAGAAGCUGGCCUCGUCCCUCUCCAACCCCCCCUCGUCGCCCUCUGGGGGGUCAGCGGUGGUGGGGGCGGCUGUCGGGAGCCGCAAACACAGUCUGGACAUCUCGCAUUCAGAGUUCAAGAAGGAGAUUCUGCAGAGAGAGCCGAGCCUACAGAGCCUUCAGGAGUCCGCCAGCGAGGUUCUGCUGUCAUCGGCAGGGCGCGGUGUGGAGACGGGCAGCCUGCAGAAACACUCCUCCUCAAACAGGAAGUUGGGGCGUCAGGAAGGGGACGGCGCCCUCAGCUCGGUGUCCGGCUCGCUGGGCCUGGCCCCCGGGAAGAGCAAGCUGAAGGACAAACUGUCGGCCAUCCGGCAGGACAGAGCCGAGCGGAGGGAAUCGCUGCAGAAGCAGGACGCCAUCCACGAGGUCGAUUCAUCCGAGGACGAGACAGACGAGGGCUCCGAGGACAGCCAGGACGGACGCAGGGCGGCCACCUUCACCCCUCCCCCCCUGCUGAGGCCCACCACUGUGAGAACGGGCCCCGGAGGCACGCUGCCGUCCCUCUGCCUCUCCCCCUGCACGCCUCACGCCACCUUCACCCACACGGGGCCCUCCCAGGUAGGCAGGCCCACUCCCUCGCACACCCUCUCCUCUGUCACAGAGACGAAGCCCGGGCAGAGCGCCUCCCCGCUGGGGGUAAAAGAUACAAGGUCUGCGGCAUCCACAGAACACAGUGCCAGACAAGAGAGGAAGGUUCUGGGCCCGAGCAGUGCCACAAAACCCACUCAGGGCCCCCUUCUCUUCCCCACCCCAGGCAGUGCAUUCAUCUCAGUCAGCAAGGACACUUUCCUAAAGCCAAAUCCUCCACCAGACUCAAAGAGUCCCAGGGGGAAGACUGCACCAUCGGAGCCCAGGGCAGAGGACCAAACCCCGGACAGCCCUAGAUCCACAGUCCCCUCUUCCACCAUCACUACAGAUACUACUGACUGCCUAACCUCCACCAGUACUACCGACUGCCGAACCUCCACCAGUACCACAGACUGCCGGACCGCUGACAGCCAAGAGACGCCCAGCUCCUCCUGCUCCUCUCCUAGCAUCCCCAAGGAGAAGAAGGAGGCUGACAACCGGAGGCUGUGCGCCGUGGCUGCUGCGAGUCUAAACGCGUCGCCCUUGUCCACUUCUGGCUCCGGCUUUAGUUUCAGCUCCCCAGUUCCGGUCCCUGAGAGCGCCGUGGACAAAGUUGUGUCCCAGCUUACGACGGUAGCUAAGAGCGUCCUGGGUCCCGUCAAACUGAGCACCGCUGCAGAGAGGAGCCAAAAGGACCAGAAACCAUCCAGAGGCGGCACCCCAGAAGUCCCACCAACCGCCCCUCUCUCGUUUCUCUCUAAACAGCACCCAACUCCUCCUUCGCCUCACCUUUUGGAGCCCCAAAACGGACAGAAAAGUGAUCAAGUUGCCUCCCCGAUCACCUCGGCCAAACCCUCGACCCAGAAAGACUUUGCAGUCCUGCCGCCAUCAUCCUGCACGGACGUCCCGGAAAGGCCCACGCUGGGGUCUGCAGGCAGGGAGACUGCUGCCACGCCUGCAUCUGCACAGCUGAUGGGUGCAGCGGCCCCCCCCAACACAAACCCCAUGGCCUCUGCAGCAUCUGAGCCACAGCGCAAGAGGCCCAAACCCCAGACGACAAGCGCCAGCAACGCCGCGACCGCCUCCUCGCAACAAGACAAAGCAACCAGCAAGAAGACGUAGCAGCAAAAAGCCCGACGAAAUGUGUAAAAUCACAGCACUCAGUGCUGUCCUUGCUGAGGUUUUUAGAACUCACACAAUCUGCAUGUUUGGAAGAAAACACAAUUAGCAACUUCGCACUUAUCUAAGAGAGUUUGACUUUCAAAGCAAAAGACAAAGGAGUAGAGAGAGACAAAGAGCUAUCAGAAGCAGAGACAGAUGUGGUAGUCCUAGUUCCAUUCCAGCUGUUUUGUGCUCCUAAUGUUCAUGUGAGUUAUUUCGGUGUCCUGACUCUUUGGUUCCUGCUUUCAGACUAAAUGCCACGAGGCGUUGGCAGGUUUUUUUUGUUCUUUUUCUCUUUCUGGAAACAUGUACGAGGCUAGAAAUAAAGAGCUCGGUGGUCCGUGCACAUACAAUUUAAAAUGUAGACACGUCACACACACCUUUUCUCGCUCGCUGUCUUCUUGCGCUGCCUCAUUACUUUUCACCUUGAUGUUUGGCAGAGUCGACGCGCACGUUCCUCCAAUAGGACAUGCCUAACUGAACACCCCCCCUCUGCCCAGCCAGGUCUGAAGGAAGAUUGAAUCUCAGCAGUAAAGUGCAGCGUGUGUUUAGCAAUCUGUGUAAAUGCAUUACAGAGUUUUUAAUGGAACUAAAUCUGCACCGUCAAAGUACACUCAGCACCCAGCCAACUAGGCCAAAUUAAAUUCUCCUCUCGCCGUAAUCCCUGGUGAUCCGACGCUGCAGGCCUGCAGCAGAGGAGGCGUGUUCCCGGAGCACAGAUCCCGGGCAUGGUUCGGCAGUUUGAAGAGAUUCCUGGGGGGGAUAUAAGUGUUGAAAUAGAUUAGCGUUCGUGUCAAUUUAUCGAGUCCGCGCUCAGGCGAAGAACUGAAUCUACAGUUUGAACCGUGAACUCGACUGAGCGACUCUCCUCACUCCUCACCUGGCUGAAUAGUAAAGAAGCAUCUUGGUCUUGACUGCACUGCAGCACCAUGCUUUUUCCCUAGAUUUUUGAAUGCAUUUUUUUGAAAUUCCCAGGCAUUCAUUUUCUCCGAACUAGCACAGCUCUUACUGUAGCUUAUCCUUGAAAAUGAAUAUAAUAAUAAUAAUUUGCAAAGCGUUGACUGUUUAGAAAGUAGAAAUAUUGUACCUGCUGUUGAACAUGUCGCUGUUAGCUAAGAUGCCAUAGGGUUGGGUUUUAAUUAUUGGACCCUGUUCCAGGUUGUGAACUAGCCAGAUUUGCUGAGCUCUGACGCUGACCAAACUCCUAUUGAGUGUUUUAGUUCUACUCUGCUCUACUUUAUUAUUAUUAAGAGCAUUGCUAACCGCCACUUGCAUAUGUUGCUGGUCGCAUAAUAUAGACCUUUUCACAGAUGUCAACAUAAACAUUCUAAAUGGACCCAAGUUGAUUUCCUGUUGCAGUGUAUGUGAAUGGCAUCAACUGACAGGAAGUUAACAAGGGGCCAGGCUAUUGCCUGGCAAUGAAAUUCCAUUGAAAAGGUCUAUAUCGUUGCAGCUAAUUGGUUUCUUACGAAUGCUGAAAGUUAAACCAAAAAACGUUGAGGGUUUUGAAAAACUUUUAAAAAUCCUAUCAAAAGCCGAACCCUACAUGUUAGCAUAAGCCCGAUGGACACGUCGUUCUCUUCUCUUUAUCAGACGUGUUUCAACUCCGAACGUUUCAGACUCUUUACAAGUCUUUUAGUUCCAAACACUCGCCACACUAACCUCCAGCUGACAAAUUCAAACUGAGCAUGCUCAGACUGACUCUGUUCUGUUCUGUUGGACCACCGUCUUUUUAUCCCUAGCCCCAUCAGCCUCUGAAGGCUUCCGUACUUAUAUUUGGUAUCUGGACCAACUUGCUGUGUUUUUUGCCUCUAAUCCUGUAAAGUCAUCAUAUUUUACUUUGUGUGUGUGUGCGUGCAUGUGUGUGUGUGUGUGUGUGUGUGUGUGUGUGUGUGUGUGUGUGUGUGCGUGUGUGUGUUCAUUUGUGCAUGGUUAUCUGUGUACAUAUAUAUAUAUAUAAGAAUAUUUAAAGUUCUGUUGUGCAUAUGUUUUAUACCGUGUGUGAGUGUGUGUGUGUGUGUGUUUUAGGAUUCGUUCAGGACACCCUGCUACCUGUGUAUGUGGCCGAGCUCUCCCUGUGUCGGGCGUCGGGCUUUGCACAAAACCUUUAUCUCAAUUGUCAAACGAAAACGACAAAAAAUCACUAAAAAGGAAAGCUGGUUGAGGCUGGUCGACCGCUGACCGUCGUGUGUUGGGUUGGUUGCUUCAACCUAAAACGCAGUUAGCCUGUUAAAAUCAAUCCCUUAUGUUUUUUGUGUGUGUGUGUUUUUUUUUUCUUCUUGGAUAUACCACCUUUUAUUUCCUCCGUGUCGUCCUGAUCUUUUCCCUGUACGUUCAAAAGCGAGAAACUGAUUUUUUGAGUUUGUUUUGGUUUGUUUGACGUUUUCUGAGAAAAUCACCUUUCAUUGGACGCACGCCGAGCCCAACCCCGGCGUGAGUCCACUCGUGUCGUACAUUUGAGCGUUUUCCCGAGGAAGUGGGAUGUUCCUCUCUCGUUAGUUUAAGAUGAACUGGACCUCCUUCGGUGUUUUGUGUCUUUACUGGGCUCGCGUAGAGCUGACUGACUGAGAGCUCAGUUU